AUGCACCUUAAUCAUGCAAUAGCAAAUAACAGACACAAAGUCCUUCUUAGCUCAUCUGAAUCAUCAUAUUUCACAGAUAUUGAUGCAACCUCCUCCUUCUCAUCAUCAUGUCUGUAUGAUAAGAGUAUACAAAUAGAAUAUCCAUGGAAGGAUAUUGUUCGACCUAUUCAUACAUUUGUUGGUUCGUGUAAUGGUUUGUUGUGCUUUUAUAUUAGAAAUGAGUAUGUGCGUUAUUUUUUACGUUAUGAUGGAAUUUACUUAUGGAACCCAUCAACUCGAGAAUAUAAGGUAAUAUGUAAGCCACCUGCUGCUCCAGUGGAACCCAUGAAGGUAGCUUAUGGGUUUGGUUAUGGUAGGAAGAUUGAUGAUUAUAAGUUGAUACAAUUUCGGUCAGAUCCUGACAACUAUACAGUCUAUACUGGUUCAGAAGUUCAUAUUUACACAUUAGGCUCAAAUUCAUGGAGGAGGUUUGGAGACGUUCCUUAUAAAAUACAUGAUAUCAGUGUUCCUAUGACGCAUUUAAAUGGAGUUAUUCAUUGGGUAGGAAGAGAGGUUAUAGUUUCUUUCGAUAUAGUUGAAGAGCGAAUCAAAGAGAUCCAAAUUCCUAGUUCCAUUCUAGGUGAAAGUUACCGUAAUUAUAUAGCUAGUUUGAUGACAAAUCGUGUUGCUGAUGCAAAGUUAGGUGUGUUGGGAGAAGAACUUUGCCUAUCACUUGAGGCUUCUCCAGAAAAUUUUUAUUUAUGGGUGGUGAAAGAUAGCGGAUCAGUUGAAGAUUCUUGGACUAAACUUCUCAGCAUUUCCAAAGAGAAUCCAAACUGGUGUAGCUUGAGGCCGCUGUUUCGAUCUUUCAGUAAUACCAAUGAAAUCUUAUUUGAGGUUACCAGGAGCAGUAGGCAUUUCACUUUCCCAAUAUAUCACUUUGGUUAUGAGGAGAGUUAUGAGAAGAUUACUUUAAUCUCAUAUGACUCUAAAAAAGAACGAUUUAAUUUUAUGCCAGAUGUCCCUAAGAAGUUGCAUUCGGUGAUUACUUAUGUUGAAAUCCUAGUACUAUAA
Molecule: messenger RNA, 1053 nt
Organism: Papaver somniferum (opium poppy)
Lineage: Eukaryota; Viridiplantae; Streptophyta; Magnoliopsida; Ranunculales; Papaveraceae
Product: F-box/kelch-repeat protein At3g06240-like
Exons: 1
Coding region: 1-1053 (350 amino acids)
Source: RefSeq, a predicted model, not a curated record